GUUAUUGUGUACAGGUCUUUAUCCAAUAACAUUUAUGCUAAUCUUGCUCUUGAAACAUGGCUCCUUGACAACGUCUCCUAUCUUGGUAGGCGUGUCCUGUUGCUAUGGAGAAACGAGCCAAGUGUUGUAGUGGGAAGGUUUCAGAACCCUUGGAUGGAGGCAGAUUUUGAAAAAUUGAGAUCAACGGGUACAAAAAUGGCAAGGCGGAGGUCAGGGGGUGGAGCAGUGUAUCAUGAUAUGGGUAACCUCAACUGCACAUUCUUUGCUCAUAAAAUGGACUACAACAGACACCGUAACCUCCAACUUGUCGCUGAUGCUGUUAACAAUAAUUGGGGGGUGGGGCUGUACGUCGGACAGCGAAACGACAUAUUAUGCAAAGGGAAAAAGGUAUCAGGCAGUGCCGCACGCGUCGGUAAAGAUCACACCUAUCACCACUUCACUUUACUGAUUGACACUGAUAAAGUGAUGUUGGAUACCAUUUUACAACCUAACCCUAUGUUUAGUUUUGCAUCAACGACUGCCACACAGAGUAUCCCAUCAGAGACUCUUAAUAUAAAAACCUUACUGAAAGAGAACGAGAUGCAAUACGAUGACAUAUGCAAAGCAAUAGCUGCUCAAUUUUACGAGUCGCACGACUUGAAAGACAAAAGACAUCACCAAAUGGUUGAUAUAGAGCCAUUCUCACCCACUGGAUCUCCUUCGCCUCUCUUUCCAGGCAUAAGUGAACUGGAAAAAGAAUUUAAAAGUGUACAAUGGAUCUGGGACAAGACACCAAAGUUUAACGUAACAAUUGGAGAGGAGACAAUGCUAGUUGAAAAUGGAAUAAUAACCGAAUCAAGUGAUCACUCAAUAGUGGGAAUCAAUUUCAGAGAAUACAUUACUAAACAAUGAUCAAAAAAGAACUUAUUGUUAAAAUUAAUUUUCUCUUUAUUUAUUCAUAAUAAUAGUAGCAGUAGACUUACACUAUUAUAAGUCAUUAAACUACUCAGCACAAUUAAUUAUAGGGAGUCAAAAAAACUAAACGUAUACAAUAUUUAGGUUAGCGUUAGAAGUUUCUUAAUUAAGGAAUGGGAACUCGUCCUUGAGUAAA
This is a messenger RNA of Amphimedon queenslandica, 1090 nucleotides long. RefSeq names its product lipoyltransferase 1, mitochondrial-like. Gene Ontology annotation, biological process: protein lipoylation. Gene Ontology annotation, molecular function: lipoyltransferase activity. Gene Ontology annotation, cellular component: cytoplasm; mitochondrion. The record is from RefSeq and is a predicted model, not a curated record. The transcript is spliced from 9 exons. The annotation marks the transcript as partial. NCBI's taxonomy places the organism in Eukaryota, Metazoa, Porifera, Demospongiae, Haplosclerida, Niphatidae.